Messenger RNA from Caenorhabditis angaria, 525 nucleotides. NCBI's taxonomy places the organism in Eukaryota, Metazoa, Nematoda, Chromadorea, Rhabditida, Rhabditidae. The record is from the annotation of a GenBank genome assembly.
AUGCUACUUAUUUUGUUUACUAGUACACUUUUUUUGAAUUUAGGUAAGUUUUUUCCCGCCAAAAAAUUUGAAUUUAAAAAUUUCCCGCCGAAAAUUCCAGGAAAUUCGCUAAUUUGUCAUCAAUGUGAAGGUUGGCGUGGUGCCAAAGAGCAAAGUGAAAAAGAGAAUUCGUGUUGGAAGCUCAAUAAUAAUUGUGAGGUACGGUAAGGCCCAUUUUUGGCGCCAAAAAUGAUCUACAGUACUCUUCAGACCUCAGUCUACUGUGUCAAAAUCACUGAACCCAUGUCCAGCUCCGCCACCUACGAACCAUUCAAAUCCGAAUGUUGGCGCCAAAAUAUUCUCGUCGUGGGACCCGGCAACAGUACGGUAGUCGAAAAUGGCUGCUAUGACGUCAUCGAUCAAGCGGUACCGCCCAAAAAAUGGAAAUAUUGCUUUUGUGACACCGCGGAUUACUGUAAUUCAGAGGGACAUGCUGGAAUUUUCAUGGUUUUAGCGAUUUUUAUUUUUAUUAUUGAUUAUUUAUAA